Molecule: messenger RNA, 1557 nt
Organism: Lichtheimia ornata
Lineage: Eukaryota; Fungi; Mucoromycota; Mucoromycetes; Mucorales; Lichtheimiaceae
Exons: 7
Coding region: 1-1557 (518 amino acids)
Biological process (GO): transmembrane transport
Molecular function (GO): transmembrane transporter activity
Source: RefSeq, a predicted model, not a curated record
AUGGCAACAAAACAAGGGGACGAGGAUGAGCAGAGUACUGUUUUUUCAAGAUCACAAAAAUCUGUCAUUGUUGCUAUCACGGUGUUUACCACAGCAAUGUUGACAGCGUUGCCCAUUAAUAUUUACUACCCUGCAUUAAGUGCAAUGAAGGAGGAUUUGAAUACUACGACAGAGAAAAUCAACCUUACUGUUACCGUUUACAUCAUCAUGCAAGCCAUUGCCCCCGCCAUUUGGGGACCGAUUGCUGAUAGGUCAGGCCGCCGUCCCAUGUAUCUGUUGGCUAUUCUUAUAUACACAGCAAGCUGUACCGGUUUGGCUCUUGCUCCUACCUACUCGGUGUUACUUGUAAUGCGACUAUUGCAAUCGUUUGGUGGUAGUCCAACUGUGGCCAUAGGUUCUGGAAUCAUAGGUGACAUUAGCACGCCUUCAACACGAGGUACCUACUUUGGGAUACAAUCGGGUGUACGACAGGUGAUCACUACUGCUGCGCCAAUGCUUGGAGGUAUUAUCACAGAGGCAUUAUCAUGGCGAUGGAUAUGGUGGGUCAUGGUCAUUUCAGGUUGUGUCAUGUUCCUUCUUAUGUUUUUUCUCGUUCCUGAAACGCUACCAUCCCUUGUCGGUAAAGGAAACGGAUAUGUAACUCCAACCCCUACACAAUGGUGGCAACAACGCCGACAACACAAAAAACAACGGGCAAUGGAGCAAUCAGCAGAAGCAGGAUCAUCAUUGGCUUCAGCAGGAAGCUAUGGAGGUGUGGAUGUAUCUUCAUCAACAGCAGCAGUAGUAUCUAAUCCACCAGCAAAUCAACCACGUGUCAAUCGAUUUCAAUCUCUGCAAUUUCUCAUGGAACGUGAUGUGGCGUGCUCACUUUUAUUUAUCGGUAUCGGCUUUGGAUGUUUCCAAACAAUGCUUGUGGCAACAUCCAGUGUCCUCACCGAGAUCUACAAAUUGUCGGUGAUGAAUGUUGGUCUCUGCUUUAUGGCCGCAGGUGUAGGUUCCUUCAUUAGUGCACUGGCAACGGGCCGUUUGCUAGAUUAUGAAUACAAGCGACUCACUAUACAAAGAAAAAAAGCGCAUGACGAUCAAGAAGUGCCAAAACAUGGCCGUCUUCCGCCUACGUUUCCAAUCUUUACCGCCCGAUUGCGAGUAUCCAUGUAUGCAAAUAUCGUCAUGAGCUUAUCCUUCAUAGCUUAUGGGUGGUGUAUAUACACCGUGCAGCCGCUCCCGGUCUUGUUGGCGAUCAUUUUCAUUGUCUCAGUUGUCCAUACCAACAUCUUCAACGCCGUACAAACUUUGAUUGUUGAUUUGUUUCCUGCAGACAGCUCCUCUAUUACGGCAAGUAACAACCUCGUGCGAUGUGCCAUGGGAGCGGCUGGAACAGCCUUCAUUCAGCCUGGCAUACAAGCUAUUGGCGUACAAUGGAUGUUUCUCAUAAUCGGCGUCAUCAUCAUGGCUUCAAACAUCCUACCGAUUUUGCUAUUCAAAUACGGAGUUGAGUGGCGAUGUCAACGCAUAGAACGGGAAGCUCGUCAUCAUGCAGCUGCAGAGCAGGAUUGA